AUGACUACUCGCGCGGCUCUUCCUCUCUUGCGUUCCGCUGCCACGCCGGCCGUCUGCGCGCGCAUCUCUCCUAGAGCCUUCUCAACAUCCAGCGCUCGUUUCAACUCUGGCAGCGCUCCAUUGCCGCCGCGGAAGCCUGUUGGAGCUUUCCGAGGAGGGCUGUUUGGCUUCCUUUUCGGCUCUGUCCUGGCAGGUGCCUCGGUCUACUACUACGUCCUCGGAGAAUACAGAAUGUCAAACGAGAUGCUGACGGAAGAUAUCUUCGCUCUGCAAGGCGCUACGCAAAAGCUCAACCGGUAUAUCACGGAGUUGGAGACCAAGGUUGAUGAGCUGCAGAAGAAGGCGAGAUGA
Messenger RNA from Paecilomyces variotii, 351 nucleotides. RefSeq lists its product as hypothetical. Bases 1 to 351 code for a protein of 116 amino acids. NCBI's taxonomy places the organism in Eukaryota, Fungi, Ascomycota, Eurotiomycetes, Eurotiales, Thermoascaceae. The record is from RefSeq and is a predicted model, not a curated record. The transcript is spliced from 3 exons.